UUCCACAAACGUCAUGUGAAUCACAAGAUAAAUACUUCGAAGGGAAGAUUAUUGAAUUGCAUUUUUGAAUUUAUUUUGUUAUUAUUUGUUGUGUAUCACCACGAGAAGAAGUAUUCACUUCAGAUUGUAUCGAGAUGUGAAUAAUCUAUUAGUUUGCUCAAUCUACUCUUAUUUAUGGUUUCAUGCGGUUUCAAAUAUGGAAAAAAGUUAAUGAUGAUUUAAAUGAAUAAAACCAAUAUUAAAUAAUUAUAAUACGAAUUAGUGUGAUCAAAACUUGAACAUGGAGACAUCCAAAUCUAUAGUUGACUGGACGGUGGAAGACACUGCAGUAUGGCUAGGAAAAGAAGGUUUUGAUAAAGAAGUUAUAUACAAUCUUUGUGAUACAAACAGGAUAAAUGGAAAAUGUUUAUUAGCUAUAAAUGAAGCAGAUUUCACCCAAGAACCUUUGAAUAAAUUGCCAUUGAGGGAUAGAAAAUGUUUAUAUAUCUCUUGUAGAGCUCUUCAGAAAGAAAACCAAAGUUUAUUACUACAUCUAGGACUUCUGGACCAUCAUAAUUCUAGUUAUAUUACUCAUAAUCAUCACCAAAGAAAUGAGUAUACUGAAUAUAUAGAUUAUGAACGUAUAUCACCUCCAGUAUCAGAGGAUGGUAGAAUGCAAAAAUUAAAACCAGAAAAAAUAAAGGCAUUAAUUGCCUUUCUGUAUUUGGUUGUUGUUACUUGGAUAACAGCUUUUGUGAUGGUCAUUGUUCAUGAAAGAGUACCUGAUAUGCAAAAAUAUCCACCACUUCCAGAUAUAUUUUUAGACAAUGUACCUCAUAUACCAUGGGCUUUUGAUAUGUGUGAAGUUACAGGUACAUUUUUAUUCACAAUGUGGGUAUUUGUAUUGUUCUUCCAUAAACAUAGAUUCAUACUCAUGAGGAGAUUUUUUGCUCUAUCCGGAACUGUAUUUUUAUUACGGUGUGUUACCAUGCUCAUCACUUCAUUGAGCGUUCCUGGUGCUCAUCUUCAGUGUACACCUCAACCACUGACUAGCCAAGAUCUUGCUUCCAAAUUGUCAAGAGCGUACUUCAUUUGGCGAGGGGCUGGAAUGUCAAUUCAGGGAGUCAGAACAUGUGGCGACUACAUGUUUAGUGGCCAUACUGUUGCAUUGACUAUGAUGAAUUUUUUCAUUACGGAAUAUACUCCUCGGCCAAUUUACUACGUUCAUACAAUAUCCUGGAUGUUGAAUAUGUUCGGUAUUUUCUUCAUUCUUGCUGCUCAUGAACAUUACUCUAUCGAUGUGUUUGUUGCUUUUUACAUAACAAGCAGACUCUUCCUAUACUAUCAUACUCUCUCAAAUAAUCAAGCUUUGAUGCAAAGAGAUUCCAACAGAACCAAAGUUUGGUUUCCUCUAUUCUCGUAUUUUGAAAGUGGAGUUGAAACCAUCAUACCAAAUGAGUAUGAAACCCUUCGUGAUAUAGGUAAGAAUUUGUGGAAUUUCUGCAAAGAUUCUUGCAACAUUGUUAAGGACAAGAUAAUACCAGUAAAAGAAACUGCUAAAAGAUCCUUAACAAAUGUUAAUCACCAUUCACUAGUACAGAGAAUGGGUAGCUGUACAUCUUCAGGUAAUUUAAGUAACAAAGUUGAUUAAAUCAUAUUUUUGAAUAUAUGUAUUUCAAAUACAAUUAGAAGAGCCGAUAUUGUUUCUUUAUUGUUAAUUAUUUUCUUGUUAAAUUUUAUAAUAUGCAAUACUGGCAUCAUUUCUAUUUGUGAUUUUCCAUAUAUGUUAUUUAUUUUCACCUCACCAUGUUAUACCUAUCAAUUUCCUUUAGUGAUUUUUGUGCAGUAUUACUUAUUAUAAUAAGAUGGCAGGUUGUAUUCUUCAAUCUACCCUUUGAAGUUUCAAAUUGCUCUCUGCACUUUUUCCCUCAAUUAUUCCAUUAACUUUAAAGAUUCUUAACAUAUUUUAUGGAAAAUUAGGAUUUGGGAAUUCCCGAUGAUGCUUAUGUUAUUGUUGAUAAAACAACUCAAGUUAACAAUGAAUUGUUUGAAAAAUUUUAGUUUGCCGCUAUAUGGAGAAAAGAAAUUUGAUUUUUUUGAUAAUUUGGUUGGAUUCUAACUUGGGAGAACUCUCAAAACUACAAAAAAUGAUCAAAAAUUUUAAAUUCUCACUCACUUCAUUGUUAACAGUGGAGGAAUAGAUAUUUAUUUAAUCUUCAUCAAGUGUACUUUACCGAGGCUGGUAAAUUGAAGAAUACACUCAUUCCACAAUUUAAAUUUCUCAUUAUAAUUCUAUAGAUCUAUUGCAUAAUCACAGGAACUAUGGUGAGAAAUAGUUGUAUUUUAUCUUGUUCUUAUAUUAGACAGACCAAAAAUUUUUCUUUUCGUUUGAACCUUCUUACAAUAAUGUUUUGUAAAUUAAGGCUGAGGAAUAUAAUUUAUUGAAUGUAAAUAUUUCCUGAUGUAAUAUUUGCACACAAAAUUUAUCUAUAAAAAUUAACAUCAUAGAUGUUGAUAUAAAUUAAAGAAUUUUUACUGUUUGCA
Harmonia axyridis is the source of this 2523-nucleotide messenger RNA. RefSeq names its product ceramide phosphoethanolamine synthase-like. The record is from RefSeq and is a predicted model, not a curated record. Gene Ontology annotation, cellular component: endoplasmic reticulum membrane; Golgi membrane. The transcript has 3 exons. The coding region runs from base 281 to 1630 and encodes 449 amino acids. Gene Ontology annotation, biological process: ceramide biosynthetic process. Gene Ontology annotation, molecular function: sphingomyelin synthase activity; ceramide cholinephosphotransferase activity. Lineage: Eukaryota; Metazoa; Arthropoda; Insecta; Coleoptera; Coccinellidae.